AUGCGGGCUACUGUGGAUUCUUGGUGCUUGAUGACUCUACUCGUCUUUAAUUUAUUCCUCAUUGGAGAAACCGGGGUGUUUCGAGGGGCGUUGAUCAAACGGCAAGCAUCGGAACCCCCUGUGGCCGAUGUUUUCAGUCCUCAUCGGGUUGAGGAAAAGAUUACGAAGGACACCAAUCGAUGCAACUCCGAGUCGCUGGAGAAACUCAUGAUGGAAGUAGGUCGCUGCUUUGUUCUUACCGUUUCUUUCUAACCCCGUUUCCCAACCAAUCCCAAAACAUUCGAAAACUUUAUAGAACAUUGGGGAUGAUGUCAAGCAAUCCAAACUUCGGAUCAUGGAGGCAGCUGAAGCAACACUUGGCGGUGCAUUCAAUGUGGUGUGUGCUCAUGGGGAUUUCAGCUACAUUACCAGUACCAAACUCUAUUGUUUGACUGGGAAUGACGCCGUCAAAUGCUACGCUUUCCUGUCGUAUGCAUCAGAUUCAGAAUAG
This is a messenger RNA of Bursaphelenchus xylophilus (pine wood nematode), 490 nucleotides long. The record is from the annotation of a GenBank genome assembly. Lineage: Eukaryota; Metazoa; Nematoda; Chromadorea; Rhabditida; Aphelenchoididae.